Messenger RNA from Exophiala aquamarina CBS 119918, 2418 nucleotides. RefSeq lists its product as uncharacterized. Gene Ontology annotation, biological process: positive regulation of DNA-templated transcription. The record is from RefSeq and is a predicted model, not a curated record. Gene Ontology annotation, cellular component: Set1C/COMPASS complex. NCBI's taxonomy places the organism in Eukaryota, Fungi, Ascomycota, Eurotiomycetes, Chaetothyriales, Herpotrichiellaceae. The transcript has a single exon. Bases 1 to 2418 code for a protein of 805 amino acids.
AUGAACCUUUCAGCAUCUGCUCCCUCCGCCUUUGCGCCCGAACUCUUCCAGGCCGACAACAGUGCGCCAAUUGCGCAAGAUGCCCUCGCUGCCAUCGCGCAGUCUGCUGCGACUGCCUUGGAACAAACCGCGAAUAAUGACGUCGAUCUGAACAUGACCGAUUCCACCCAGGUCAAGCAAGAGAAUGUCGACAGCAAUUAUCCUCCGCUCGACGAUGAACCCCCUUCUACCAACUCUCCAGCGUCCUCUACAAAGCCCUCUAGUUCUAAACCGCGCCCAAAGCAUUCAACCAAACCUAAACAAGAUCCUAACGCGGCCCCAAAGUCUUCUGUUCAUUCCUCUAAAAAUGAAGGUCAACAUACCGACCGACGAUACCUUUGUUAUUUAUGUAACAAGUUGUUCACCCGUCGACGAUCUGUACGCGAUCACAUAUCCAAAAUUCACAAUACAAAGACCUGGGAACCUGUGCGCAGUCUUGAAAUUGUCGUCGAUCCCAUUACAGGUGAACCAAGCGAGCCCCUUGAGGACAUCAUCGCCAGAGGGCCUCCUGCUACACCCCCAAAGCCGUCAAAACCAGAUCGACCUGAACACCCCCUCAAACCCGAUCAUAGUGACAAAGACCAGGAAAGUCACGGCCCCCAACAGGCACAUUAUGAGGCCCAGCCUCCAGCACAAGCUCAACAUCCACCUGUCGAAGAUCCACCAUCCAUUCUACCCACGUCUCCUCCACCUGCACCCGCUAUUUCCACUUUGAAGAAGGAGCCCUCCGUUACCGGAUCACGCGCUCCGUCCAUGGAACCCUUCGCUAGCCCAGCUCCUGUGGCUGGUAAGAAGCGUCCCGCUCCGAUCGAGUCCUCCAAAUCCUCCCCAGCCGCCUUCAAAAAGAAAGGUGUCGCCAAAUCAAAACCCUCCCCUGCGUCGAACAAAAGAGCAAAAUUAAAUGAUUCAGAGCCUAGUCCAUCCUACGUAAGAUCAAACCCCCGGUCUCCUAGUGUCACUCCUUCGACACAACUCAAACAUUUGCCGAGUUCAAAGCUCAGAAAACAAAAUUCUGCUACCAGCCCGAGACCUUCUGCAACUCCAGUCUCCUCACGAGCCGCCUCUGUUGCCUCCCAGUCCCGUUCCCGCUCAAGCUCUGUUGCAGAAACUUCUGGUAGCUCAAACGAUGACGGUGAGAUCUUUUGCAUCUGCCGGAAAGGCGAUAAUCACACAUGGAUGAUCGCUUGUGAUGGUGGGUGUGAAGAAUGGUUUCAUGGGAACUGUGUCAACAUCAGAGAACGUGAUGGUGAGUUAAUCGAUAAGUACAUUUGUCCCACCUGCAUGAAACCGGGCCUUCACACCACUUGGAAACGAAUGUGCCGAAGGAAAGACUGCCGCAAACCUGCACGCGUCAUGCAAGAUCCUCCUAGCAAGUAUUGUUCCGAUGUUUGUGGAAGGAUGUUCUUUGUUGAGCUAGUUCAAAGGGGUGACCCUGCGGCUCAAUCAAGCAGAGAUGGCCAGCACAUUAUGGAAGCCAACAAGUCCAAAAAGUUGCGAAAGAAGGCGAUCAAAAUGGAAGCUCGUCACACAAUCCCCAAGCCUAUUAAUCCACUGGCCAAUGGCGAUCUGGCAGAAGUACUGAAUGAUAACAGCCGCCUUGCCACUCCAGCGUAUAGCGAGGAUGAGAAGACCGACUAUGAAACAGACAGCAGCUUAGACGACGAUGAGCUUCCCAACCGGGCAGGUGCUCUACGGGCCGCUGAAGUCAAGGCGUUGAUUGAAAAAUGCAAAACCAUCGACGAAUGGAGGAAUCUUGGGAAAAGGCCAGACACUCCACCGGGGGAUGACGAUAUGACGGACACGAAGCCCAUCUCCCUUGUGUAUGAUGAACUCGAAUCGGCCAAAAUGGCCAGCAUUCAGGAGCAAGUACAGAAGUUCAAUUCUCGUAGUAAACUACUAAGCGCAAGAGAGGCACUACUCGAGCUCAUCAAAACUCGCUCAGCCACCAUUACGGAUGAAGUCAGGAAAGCCAAUCCAAAAGGCAAGGAUUUUUGUGGCUUCGACCCACGGCUAGCCUGGAGCGACGAAGAAUUCAGUAGGUGGUAUACUGAUCGAGGCGGAAAGGCCAUACUGGACGCUGGUGCCAAUGGCAAGAUCGGUCCUCCUGAUGAGAAUGACUCGACAAUGAGAAAACUGUCCAAUGGUGUCAAUGGUGUACAUGCAGCCGAGGAGGAAGACGAAGAGGACAAGAAAGCGCUCAAGAAAGGUGGAGUUUGUAUAGUGAAGAACUGCCAGAGACACAAGACGUGGGCCAAAGCGCAGUUGGCUGAGAUUAGGUUUGAACAAGACUUGGUUCGCAGGUCUUUGAGUCGAUUGGAGAUGCAAGAGAGCGAACUCAAGCAGAGGGCCAUGGUCAGAGCCUGGGAAAGCAGGGGAUAG